UCUUCAGGGUCUAGGUAGGGUUUUGUCUUCGCCGCGCGACAAUGCUGGUGGAAGAAGGCGAUGAGAGGGCGAUUGAUUGGGAUAGAUUGAUCGCCAAGGAGAAGCGAUGGCAGCGCAAGGAGUCGACGCGGAAGAAUCCGGCUCCAAAUGCGGGUAAGAGGAGGGCCGUGGAGGAGGAGGAGGAGGAGGAUGACGAUGGGGACGAGAUCUAUCCAUGCCUCGAGGACUCCAGAAGCUGGGAUUUUGAUUUUGAUCACGAAAAGCUGGAGAACGAGGACAAGCUCGCUGCGAUCUGGCAUGAUUGGGAUGCCGAGAUUGAGGCCGAGCGACGAAGGGUGCCGGAUCUCAUCAAGUUCAAAGACAUCGAUGUUCUCAUCGACAGCUGCGAUCACGAGUUUGUUUUCCGGGAGGAUUGUGGAAAGGUGUGCGAGAUUUGUGGGCGAGUUGUGAAGCUGGUGUCCGACGUCUUCGACAUUCCAGUCCCAGCAAGGAAAGCGAGCUCUAGACCGGCAACUAAAAAACUAAAGCUCCACGAGGACUACGCAUGGAAGUCCACGCUCAACUUCGGCGACGUGACCGUGGAUCUCGUCCCGCAUCCAAUGGACAGUGCCCGGAUGUAUCCGCACCAGAGGGAAGCGUUUAUCUUCAUCAGCCGCAACUUGCUCUCAAAGGAGCCCGGGGGUGUCAUUCUCCACCAUGCCCCCGGAACAGGCAAGACGUUUCUCGUCAUCAGCUUCCUCACUAGCUUCUUCGCCAACUUCCAGUCGGCCAGAGCUAUGAUCCUCGCUCCAAAGGGAAUGCUCCUUCGCUGGGAGGAGGAGUUUCACAAAUGGGAGGUCGCGAGUCUACCAGUUUAUAUUCUCGACGGCGACUCGGACAUCAAGGUCUACAAAUGGGCCACGGAGCGCAGCGUUCUCAUCAUGACUCCACAGCUUCUGGCAUCGAAGCUGGCGGGCGGCCAGGGCGAAGAGGGCGACGAAAGCUGGCUGCUAGCUCGGGCAGCCGACGUGCUGGUGUUUGACGAAGCUCACUACGCAAGGAAUGACAACACCAGGAUCGCCGAAGCGUUGAAGACGGUCAGAACUCCUCGGCGUAUCUUCCUGUCCGGGACGGUGUUCCAAAACAACCUGGACGAGCUCUACAAUCUCUUCACACUGUGCCGGCCAAGUUUCCUGACACCGGUGCUGGAACGCUUCGAGUUUGACGCUUCCAAGGACGACGCAGAGAGGCACUUCUUCAAGGAGAUGAUCGAGAACCGGCUGGAGAACAACCUUGGCGCCGCGGUUCGUUUCUUUCGGAAGCUGACGGCUCCGUUUCUUCACUGGCACGGUGGCAAAGUUCUGGACAGUCUCCCGGGCAUCGAGGAGGUGCUGGUGACGCUAAAUCUUACCGAGGCUCACAAGGCGCUCGUUCUAAACGCCGGCAAAAGCUACACCAAGGAAAAGAAGAAAGGCUUCCUGGCCGAGGACAGUCGCUUAGCGAGAGCUUGCGUUCAUCCUUGCUUUGCCGUGGACGUGGAAUCUCCUGAGCUCGAGCAGCAGGAUCCAAAGGCGGGCGCCAAGACUGCCUUCGUGAUGGAGCUCCUGCGCUUCCUCAGGAACAAGCCGGAGAAGCUGAUCAUCUUCGGCCAGUACAGGCAGCCUCUUGAGCUUCUCAAGAACAUGAUCAUGGAGCGGCUGGGAUGGAGGGAGCUUCACGAGGUCCUUUACAUGUCCGGGGAGACUGCAACCAACGAGAGGGUCCGCAUAAGCAGCACUUUCAACUCCAAGAGCAGCACGGCGCGGGUGAUCCUCGUCUCCAUCAAGGCUUGCGGCGAAGGCAUCUCUCUCGUCGGUGGCUCCAGGGUGGUGGUCCUCGACACGGCCUGGAAUCCUUCCACGGUGAGGCAGGCGGUGAGCCGCGCGUUUAGAAUCGGCCAGAAGAAGAAAGUCUACGUCUACAGGCUACUCGUCGGCAACACACUGGAGCACGAAGUCGAGAAGCUCAGAAGAUCGAUGCGCAAGGACUUCCUGGCGAUGGCUCUCUUCCACACCGAGGUAACUCCAGAGGAUCUGGCGAGGAAGGCCGGGCUUAAACAGGAGCUCGCUCCCGUGGAGGACACACAGGACGCCUUCCUCAAGCCUUUUUUGCUCGAAGGCUCGGAUAUCAAGUACCGGUGUGACGGUGUCUAUCGUGUUCCUAGAGGCCUGGACGAAGUUUGUGCUGCAUAGAGGAAAUAGGCUAUCAACUUUAGAGGUUGUAUAAAGGUGAGCUUAUAUCCUUUAUAUCAUUAUAUGAUUAUGCAUAUCAAUUCUAUCA
Molecule: messenger RNA, 2298 nt
Organism: Selaginella moellendorffii
Lineage: Eukaryota; Viridiplantae; Streptophyta; Lycopodiopsida; Selaginellales; Selaginellaceae
Product: protein CHROMATIN REMODELING 35
Exons: 3
Coding region: 42-2210 (722 amino acids)
Biological process (GO): gene silencing by siRNA-directed DNA methylation
Molecular function (GO): ATP-dependent chromatin remodeler activity; ATP binding
Source: RefSeq, a predicted model, not a curated record